Rangifer tarandus platyrhynchus (Svalbard reindeer) is the source of this 312-nucleotide messenger RNA. The record is from the annotation of a GenBank genome assembly. NCBI's taxonomy places the organism in Eukaryota, Metazoa, Chordata, Mammalia, Artiodactyla, Cervidae.
AUGAUUUACAGACUCCUGCCUUUCUCACUACUUAAAAAAAAAAAUCCUCCCAAGCCUGGAGGGAUAGAAGAGGAGGGUGAGGGAAGGAGCACCGCUGGUGACAGGUUUUCUCCGGAGAGGAGGGAAUCACACCCUCAGAGCUGUGAAAAAAUGAAUCAUGUCUUUCCUAUCAAGACUUUGCACAGAUUUUCUGGGAAACUUGUCAUUGAGGAUACAAUAGAGAUGACUGUCCUUUUCAGUAGUGUAGCAGUUUCUGGAGGGAACAGUGUGAAUCAAUCUGGGGGAUUAAAAUGCAAAUUAAAUGAAGAUUAA